AUGGGCAAUGUCGCCAGCCGUCUCGAUGAUGCUGGGAACUUGUUCUUCAAGGACCAAAAUCGCUUUUCCAAGCCCUGCGACGGAGCUGACAAACUCCGUGCCUCGUCAGUGUCCAUCGCCGCCGUCACCAUUAGCAACUCCCGCCGCCACUUGUUGACGCUAUCCCCGAAUGCGUUCCCGGCCGCCAGGUUUAUUGCGAAGAGGGAAUCCGGUGACGAGACUCCGAUCGAAUAUAUUCAGGACCCCGAUGCCCCUCCAAGCGCGCCAGUCCCGACGUUCUUGCUGCGUCUAUCGAAUGACGAUGAACUCAUCUUCAACUUCACCUUCGUUCUCCGCCAAACACAAACGGGAAACGUUGCUGGUUCUACGGUGAAUGGCGUCUCGACAUCGCUACCCGAGGUGGUGGACACCGUUCUCACAGGACUCACUUUCGCCCACGCGUCCAACUCGAAAGAACUAGAUAAUCUCAUCACGAGGGAGUUCCACGCGAAUCCCAACUUACAGAAUAAUUCCAACGUCCAGCUCAUCGGAAAUUACUCCACCGAAGGCACCCCCUCCGUGUCGUUUGAUUGGUCUUGGAGAUGGAAGCCCCCCAAGGUUACAGAGGACAAGGGUGGUGGCUGGCGGAACAGCUGCAGUUUCUUGGAUUACGACCAGAAAACGAAUCGUCUGAAUACCCUUGCACAUUUCUCCUUUUGGGUACAUAAUACCGUUCGUCCGCUUCCCAGCCCGCUUCUAUCCUCGCCCAACCUGGAGUUGCCCGUGCUGCCGUCACGCAACCGCGUCCCCUCCACCCAAUCCGCCAUUUCGCAUUUCAGCGACAGCGAUGCUGUUUCGACCUCCAACGUCCCGGUCACUACCCCUCCCGAAUCCGCAGACGGUCCUCCUUCACUACCACUACCACCACCCGUUCCAGCUGCGGCCCCGCCCCUACCGCCCGUGAAAGUCGACCUGCUACAUUCUCGCCCAGGAGACGAUGUGAGUGUCGUGGAGGAUGGCCCGCUAUUCCGUGCCACUAUGAAGGCGUUGGAGCAGAAGACUGGGAGUAUGCGUGCAAAAAUAAAGAAAGUCCUUAAAAAGGCCGAGGCUGCUCAAACCGCACAAGUAGCCUGCAACGAGUCUAUGGAAGCCUUUUUGAGCUCCUUGAAUGAUGCGUCAACCCUGCACUGGAUCACUACUUCGAAAAAAAUCGCCCGGCAGAUUCAGAACUACGAGCAGAUUAAUACGAUACAGCUGCAGAAGCUCGUCAUUGAACCACUCAUCAAGCUCUACACUAACGACAUCAAACAAGCCGAGUCGAAGAAGAAGGACUUUGACGAGGAGAGCCGCGAUUACUAUGCUUAUGUCAGCCGAUACCUCGGCCAGCGACAAGAUUCUCUCAAGGAGAAGAAACGAGCUGAAAGUGAUUCGAAGUAUCAGGUUAAGCGUCGGAACUUCGAGCUGAAGCGUUUCGAUUACUCUUCUUUCAUGCAAGAUCUGCACGGUGGCCGCAAGGAACAAGAGGUUCUCUCGCAUCUGACUAAGUAUGCAGACUUCCAAGCCCAAGCUUUCUUGGCAGCCGCCCAGAAGGUUGAAGAAAUGGCUCCUCAAUUAAACGCCCUAGUGCAUGAGGUCAACCAAGCGGACAAGGAAUUCCAGUUUCAAAGAUCUGAACGAGAGGAAAAGCGAAGGGCCUUGGAGAAGAAUAGCAACCCUUACAUGGAGCCCGAUGUCGUUGCUGGCGCUCCCUCGAACAUUGCAUCGACAUCAUCAACCGCCGUUACCGCCCCCGCUGCUAACAAAGGCGCCGCCUCUGGUGAAGUAGACUUAGGUCGAGCGGAUAGUACUAGCUCGCAGCUCCGUGGGGUGAUCAGCAACAGUUCUUCUGUUUCGUCUCAAGCCAACGCGGGAUCAGUCGGCUCGGCUACAGGAACCUCGGCACCUACUGCGAGCAACAACGCCGCUGGUGCACAGAAUCAGAAUCGCUUCAAGGGCAUCCGAGAUCUUGAAGAGCGAGACAGCCUUGGAUCUGAUCGCACUGCUGGCCAGCAACGGAAAGAAGGUCUCCUGUGGGCGUUGUCUCGCCCUGGUUCGCAUAUGGAUCCGAAGGGUAUCAACAAGCAGGCGUGGCACAAGUUCUGGAUUGUUUUGGACCAAGGGAAGCUUUCAGAGUAUAGUAAUUGGAAGCAAAAACUAGACCUCCACAUGGAACCCAUUGAUCUGCGAAUGGCCUCUGUCCGCGAAGCCAGGAACGCAGAGCGACGCUUCUGUUUUGAAGUCAUUACGCCUCAGUACAAACGCAUAUAUCAAGCCACCUCGGAGGAGGACAUGGCAAACUGGAUCCGGUCUAUCAAUAAUGCACUUCAGAGUGCAGUGGAAGGCCAGGGGAUGCCGCCACCCCCGCUUUCGUCCAAGAAUGAGUCUUCUAGCGGCCGUGACAUUGGCUCGGUCUUGACAGGCAAGAGUUCCUCUGUCUCUGGUCACCAUUCUUAUUCAAAUAGCUCUAGCACCAGCGCCAGCGGUGUCAGUCGCCGCACAACGGUUGGAGCUCGGCCCAGCUACGUGAGAAACGACAGCAAUAGUUACGAGGAGAACCCCUCCCGCUUGCUGCAGGUUGUUCGCGAGGCCGACGAGGGCAAUAACUGGUGUGCCGAUUGUGGGUCUUCCUCGAAGGUGGAAUGGGUAUCCAUUAACCUUGGUAUCAUACUGUGCAUCGAGUGCAGCGGUAUCCACCGAUCUCUGGGAACUCACAUUUCCAAGAUCCGGUCGCUCACACUCGAUGUCCAUUCAUUCUCGAACGAUAUUGUGGAAAUCCUCUUGCAGAUCGGUAACCGUGUCAGCAACAUGAUCUGGGAGGCCACACUGGACCAGUCGCAAAAGCCGAUUGCCAGCUCAACCCGCGAGCAACGGCUCAAGUUCAUUACGGCUAAAUACGUUGAACGAGCACACGUCGAGAGCCUGCCGUCCACACGCUCCCGCUUUGCAACUCCCGAUGAGACACUCUUGGCAUCCAUCAAGAAGAAUGAUAUACAAGGCGUACUUUAUGGCAUUGCCUUGCGUGCCAACGUGAACGUGGCCGAUCGGUCUCGCAACACCCACGCCGUGUUCCUGGCCCUUGCAGCCGCCGAACCGGCCUCCCCAGGCUCCAUUCCAACCACCCUCUCCGCUCGCUCCAGUGCAAAGGCCAUUCCUUUCCCCAUCGCCGAGCUGCUGGUCCAGAACGGCGCGGAAAUUCCCCCGGCACCUCCUUCCAUUCCCCUUUCCCCCGCCGCACAGCUGUACAUCAGCCAGCGCACGGCCCGUACAUCUGCCUUUAGUGCUCCCGGGCUGGGUAAGCCCGCCGUCAGUGACACGUUAGGCUCGCUACCCACCAUUCGCGCCUCCAGUAAGGAUGGUGCUGUCUCGUCUGCAUCACAGAGCUCCACUAGCUCCUUGGAUACCAAGGAGAGAGAAGCUGUCUAA
Messenger RNA from Penicillium daleae, 3441 nucleotides. Its product is annotated as putative ARF GTPase activator (Csx2). Gene Ontology annotation, biological process: intra-Golgi vesicle-mediated transport. The coding region runs from base 1 to 3441 and encodes 1146 amino acids. Gene Ontology annotation, molecular function: GTPase activator activity; protein binding. NCBI's taxonomy places the organism in Eukaryota, Fungi, Ascomycota, Eurotiomycetes, Eurotiales, Aspergillaceae. Gene Ontology annotation, cellular component: cytoplasm; endosome; trans-Golgi network. The record is from RefSeq and is a predicted model, not a curated record. The transcript is spliced from 5 exons.